CUCCUACACCUCUGAUUCUCACCUGUUGAGAGAUUACACUGUUACUCCAGCUCACUCAUUCACACCCUCACCUUCUCACUCAGAGAGCUGAGCUGAUAUAUCUUACCUUUUUGUUGUUGUAGUUUUUAUGUUAACUGUGCUCCACAGAGUCUGUGGUGAAGCUAAAUUGGCUUUUAUUUUGCUUUGUUUAUGGCUGCAAGGUGCAUUGACAUCACACAGAUGAGUGAAGUGAGCUAGGGGUUAAGGCAGAGUCCACCUUUCACUCUCCUGACCAGCAGUCACCUUCCUACAGGUUCCUGACCAGCUUCUGAGGAGAGAACCCAGGAGGACACGCAGCUGCUUCCAUGGCUCAGGAGGAGGGUAAGCGGCUGGUGGUGGUGGUCCCCAAUGAGACGUCCUUUCCAUCACGUCGUGUCUAUACCAGUGAAGAUGAGGCCUGGAGGGCCUACCUAGAGAAUCCUCUGACUGCAGUCACCAAGGCUAUGAUGAGCAUCAAUGGAGAUGAGGACAGUGUGGCAGCUCUUGGUCUGCUCUACGACUACUACAAGGUUCCUAAAGAAAAGAGAGUUCUGCCUGUAGCUAAAAUCCCAGAGGAAGACAAGAGGUUAUGGCAUGGAGAUGUGGACUCAGUGGAGGAACGUGUUCAGGCUGCCAAAUCUGUGCCAGUCAACCUGUCCCUCAACGCAGACUCCCACAGCACAGAGAUGAAGAGAAAUUUAUACAGCACACUGCCAGCUGAGGGGGGAGUAGUGGCUCCUGUAAAACCAGAGUAUUCAGCACUGUCCACUUCUAACCAGCAGCAAGAGGAACAGCCACACCACCGCUUACCUUAUCAGCAAACCAGUCAUGAGGCGAGGACCAUCACCCAUAGCCGUUACAUGAAGGAUGAACAGAGGAGCGUGCCGGAUAGCACCUUUGAAGACUCUUACACCGGAGAGAAUGUGAAAUUCAGAGUACCAACAUCCCUAGCAUCCCAAAACACCCUCUAUCAACAGCCUCCAGUAGACACCUUCCAGUACAGUAUAGAAGCGAGCCGAUCUGUGCGCCAGAAGCAGGGUGAGGGGCCAAUGAUCUAUCUGAACAGAGGGCAGUACUACGGCAUCACUCUGAGUGAGUCGGGGGCAAGCAAGGGUCUGCGUCUUCCCAUCAGCAAAGUGCGGAGUGUGGUGAUGGUGGUUUUUGGAGAGGAUAAGUGUCGAGACGAGCAACUGAAGCACUGGAACUACUGGCACAACCGUCAGCACACUGCUAAACAAAGAGUGCUGGACAUUGCUGACUACAAGGAAAGCUUCAAUACCAUUGGGAAUCUUGAGGAAAUCGCCUACAAUGCUGUCUCUUUCACCUGGGAUGUUACAGAGGAAGCUAAGGUGUUUAUCACAGUGAACUGUCUGAGCACAGACUUCUCCUCUCAGAAGGGAGUGAAAGGGCUUCCGCUGAUGAUUCAGAUCGACACUUACAGCUACAAUAACAGGAGCAACAAGCCUAUUCACAGAGCCUACUGCCAGAUCAAGGUCUUCUGUGACAAGGGGGCUGAGCGUAAAAUCAGGGAUGAAGAGAAAAAGCAAAUCCGGAAGAAGGUGAAGGGUCAUACACCUGGAGGGCACGGUCAUAGUGGUGGAGACUUGGCAGGAAAAGCAGGAGCGUAUGGAGCAGCACUGCAGAGGAAGUCAGACAUCACGCUUUUCAAAUCCAUGAUGGAUCUGGAGUCCCAGCCUGUGCUUUUCAUCCCUGAUGUCCACUUCAGUAACCUACAAAGAGCUGCACAGAUGUUUGGUUUUGGUACUGAAGAAGCGGAGAGUGAUGGCGUGGUAAUGAAGAGGCCAUUAAGAGACACAGAAGACGAUAUCUGCCCUUCCCCAGCCAAGCAGAGUAAAGGAAACACACCAAGGAGAGUUCUGCUGUAUGUUAGGAAAGAAGCUGAUGAGGUUUUUGAUGCAUUAAUGCUGAAGUCUCCAACAGUGAAAAGUCUGCUUGAGGCUAUAUCAGGCAAAUAUUCUCUUCCAGCUGAGAGGAUAACUAAAAUCUACAAGAAAAGUAAGAAAGGGAUUCUUGUCAACAUGGAUGAUAACAUCAUUGAGCACUACUCCAAUGAGGAUGCCUUCAUACUUAACAUUGACCCUCAGACAGAAUGCUUUCACGUCACACUUACAGAGAUAUAAUGAACAUCCCGAUUAUGAUGAAUUAAUUGCCCAUGUCUGCUGAAUGUUAUACCAGCCCUGUCCUAAGCCCAGUCUCAAUUUUCUCACCACUCAGAGCAGCACGUCUUGAAGUAGAUUCUGUAAAAGGACAACACUGAAAAGAUACAGGAUUAUUUCAAAUGCACUCUUAACUAAUGUGUGAUUGCACUAGCAUAGGAUGACAAAUGCCUCUUUAUUUUGUUUUUUGGUUUUGCUGUUUUUUAAGCUCCCUCUCCUGCUCAGUGGUUAAGCAGCAAGAAUUAGGUCUGCAACAAGUUCCUACAAAAGAGUUGUUCCCAAUAAGUUCUGCUUCAUCAUUAUGAAUACUGGGCAUCGAGUGGCAUGCAGAUUUAGAGCACCCCGAUAAAAAUGUGUUACUGUGAAUAGUAAAGCAAGUAUAAGGUGAGCUGAUUUCCAGGAGGCAUAAUGUUGAAGAUGCAACAGUUCUUUUGUAUUGUAAACAUUAUUAAUUGAAACAUUUUAAAGUUUAAAAAAUAACAAAAAAGAAAAAGAGACAGAAAAGCACCAAGUGCAUCUCUUUCUGAAGGUUUCUGGAUUUACUUUUCUAGUAAUAUAAGAUGUUCUCUAGGAACAUUCUCUUGGUUUUCCACUCUUCAGCUCCUCCACCACAGUUCCUGUUAACUGCCAUUUCGUAAUAAUGAUAAAAACUGAGGAAACAUCUUUAAUGAUGUACUGGAUGUGUAUAUAGAUUGUGUUUUUAAUGUACAUGUUUUAAUGAGUAAUUUUCAGUUGAUGUAAAUAUGUUUUUUAAUAAAUGUAAUAAACUCAUAA
This is a messenger RNA of Astyanax mexicanus (Mexican tetra), 2969 nucleotides long. RefSeq names its product grainyhead-like transcription factor 2a (gene grhl2a). NCBI's taxonomy places the organism in Eukaryota, Metazoa, Chordata, Actinopteri, Characiformes, Acestrorhamphidae. Bases 345 to 2159 code for a protein of 604 amino acids. Gene Ontology annotation, biological process: brain development; neural tube development; regulation of transcription by RNA polymerase II. The record is from RefSeq and is a predicted model, not a curated record. Gene Ontology annotation, molecular function: RNA polymerase II cis-regulatory region sequence-specific DNA binding; DNA-binding transcription activator activity, RNA polymerase II-specific. Gene Ontology annotation, cellular component: nucleus. The transcript has 16 exons.